Daphnia magna is the source of this 1186-nucleotide messenger RNA. Its product is annotated as glycine-rich cell wall structural protein 1.8-like. The transcript has 4 exons. The record is from RefSeq and is a predicted model, not a curated record. The coding region runs from base 81 to 884 and encodes 267 amino acids. NCBI's taxonomy places the organism in Eukaryota, Metazoa, Arthropoda, Branchiopoda, Diplostraca, Daphniidae.
AGGCCAUUGCAAACCUAUUGCUCUUCAGUUGCAAAUCGUGCAGUUGCAAAUACCAAUCCCUAACGGAAUCUUCAAUAAGAAUGCCUUUAUUCUCCAAUGUUAUGUGGGCCUCGUUGCUGGUUGUUGUCUUGGUUUUCUCAACAUCGGACGCACACAAAAAAGGAAGAGGAGGCAGUGGUAAUGGUGGAGGCUAUGGUGUUUACGGUGGCCAACAAAGUCUAGGCUACGGUGGUGGUCAUACAUUACUACCGAUGAAUUCGGGACACGGUGGCCAUUCAUCGCAGAAAGAAUACGGUGGCCCCAUUUCUCCGAUGAUAGGAGGACACCACAGCAGUCAAGCAGCACCCGUGAGCAGAGAGUAUGGAGGUCAGAUUGCGCCAAUACGUGGAGGGUACGGUGGUCACGCAUCACCCAUGGGUGUAGGAGAUACCAGUAGUCACGCUUCUCCCGUUAGUGGUGGGUAUGGUGGACAUGGUUCACCAGCCGGUGGAGGAUACGGAGGGUACGGCAGUAGUCAAGCGGUCCGUCGGCCUAAGAGUGGAGGCUACAAUAAAAAUCACGCUGCAUCUGUGAGCGGAGGAUAUGGUGGUUAUGCUGCGCCAAUGAACGGAGGAUUCGGGGGUCAUUCAGCGCCAGCAAGAAAAGGACAUGGUGGUCACGCAGCUCAAAUAAACACAGGAUACGGUGGCCAUGCAGUGCCAACCAGUGGAGGAUAUGAAGGUCAUGUAGCUCCUAUGAACGGAGGAUACGGAAGUCACGCAGCAUCGGUAGGAAAAGGUUACGUUGGCCACGGAUCACAAAUAAGUGGAGGAUAUGGAGGUCAUUCUGCACCAACUAGUGGAGGUUAUGGAAGCCACGCUGCUGGAAAAGGCUAUGGUCGUUAAAAACUGGUUAGUUUGACAAAUGGCGGUGUCAUAAUUUCAUUUUAGCAUAUUUUAAUUUGCUAAACUUUCGUGACAGUGGCUGUUUGAAAUAUUUCUUUACAACUUAUAAUGGAUGCUCAGAAAAAAAAUGGCCUUUUUUCAUAUUUCAGGCCUUAGAACAAAGCUUCAAUCUUCUCGAGAUCUGCAAUCCACCCACUUAAGUCGAAUUGAUCAGUUGAAAAAAGAAAUUUCCCAUCAGGGAAUGGCCGUCUGUGGAUCCAAAUUAAACGAAUUUUCGGAAAAUACACGUUUUUUUCAUAAAA